AGAUAUAGAUGAAUGUGCAACUACGCCUUGUCAAAACGGAGCAACUUGUACUGAGGGAAUUGGCACAUACACGUGUAGCUGUGCAACUGGCUAUUCUGGUAGUGACUGUGAAACAAAUAUAGAUGAUUGUGCAGCUUCACCUUGUCUUAAUGGAGGGACUUGUGUAGAUGGAAUAAAUAGUCAUACAUGCAACUGUGUACCUGGUUAUACUGAUAGUGACUGUGGAACUGACAUAGAUGAGUGUGCAACAGCUCCUUGUCAGAAUGGAGGGACGUGUACAGAUGGAAUCGAUACUUAUACAUGCAACUGUGUAGCUGGCUAUACUGCUGGCGACUGUGGAACCGAUAUAGAUGAAUGUGCAACCACGCCCUGUCAAAACGGAGCCACUUGUACACAUGGAAUUGACACUUACACGUGUAGCUGUGUUAUUGGAUAUACUGGGAGUGAUUGUCAAACUAAUAUAGAUGAUUGUGCAGCUUCACCUUGUCUUAAUGGAGGGACUUGUGUAGAUGGAAUCAAUAGUCAUACAUGCAACUGUGUACCUGGUUAUACUGAUAGUGACUGCGGAACUGAUAUAGAUGAAUGCGCCACAGCUCCUUGUCAGAAUGGAGGGACGUGUACAGAGGGAUUGAACACAUAUACGUGUAGUUGUGCUGUUGGAUUUACUGAUGGUAACUGUGAAACUGACAUAGAUGAAUGUGCCUCAUCUCCUUGUGCAAAUGGAGGAGCGUGUAUAGAUGAAAUUAACGCUUAUAGCUGUGAUUGUGCUGCUGGAUUUACUGGUAGUGACUGUGAGACUGACAUAGAUGAGUGUGCAGGUAUUCUCUGUCAAAAUGGAGGUACGUGCAUAGAUGGAAUCAACACUUACACAUGCAGCUGUGCUCCUGGAUAUACAGAUGUUGUCUGCUCUACAGACAUUGACGAAUGUGCAUCUUCUCCUUGUCAAAAUGGAGGGACUUGUGCUGAUGGAAUAAAUACAUACUCGUGCAGCUGUGUUGUUGGAUAUAGUGGUAGUGACUGUGAAAUUGACACAGUUGAUGAAUGUGCAUCCAAUCCCUGCCAAAACGGAGGGGACUGCGCUCAAGGUGCGAUGAAUACGUAUACGUGUAGCUGUGUUGCCGGAUAUACUGAUAGCAACUGUGCUACAGAUAUAGAUGAAUGUGAUUCCAAUCCUUGUCAAAAUGGAGGGACAUGUACAGAUGAAAUAAAUUCUUACAAAUGUAGCUGUAUAAGUGGAUAUACUGGAGCUGACUGUAGUAUAGGUGAAACUGCAGCGUCACCAUUGUUGAAUUCACCUGAAGGAAUAGCUGUAGUGACCUCAGCUGCUGUUGGACUAACCGCAGCGACUGCUUUGGGAGUAGUAGUAGUUAUUCUCAAGGUUUCUAUGAAAGGAAUGAGCGCUGUCAGUAAACUAAAACCAUCGAUGGGUGGAGGAGACGGAUUUGAUGAGAGCCAGAGAAACUCAUCUCGAGAGAAAUUACAUAGAAGAACGUCGGAUGAUGAUAUCGAUGAUGCCUCGGACAUAGAAGAUCAAAUGUCUAUCAUAGACGAAGAGCCCAACGAGAAUGAAGAUAUCAGCCUGCCAGGAACGCCUGAUCCAUCACCGACAUUUGAACAAAACGAAAAUAGCAAACCAUUAUCCCCUUCCGACAUAAGAUCAGAAAUCGACUUUGGCCCACGAAAGAAUGGCCCAUUGGUAGCGAAGCAAUACUACACACAGUUCUACAAUAAACUGCAUUCUUCUCAAGUGUAACAUAAUCUACAGUGGCGUAGCGUGUAUAUUUUGUGAGUGAUCGAAACGAACUAGCUUUGAGGGAGUUAAGUGGUGGGUUCUCCCUCAAGAAAAUCUGAGAAUGAGAUUGCAUUUGAAGCGUUCUGUGGCGUUUUGAAAUACGGGAUUCCGACUUUUAUAGACUUGUGACUUUAAGUGUGUGGCAAUUCAAUAUAAAAAUCGACUGUUUUCUAAAUUUUGAGAGCAAGUUACGCCAUGGUGUGACGCUACGCCAUUGAUCUACCUCUACAAUACAUAACCUAGAUAAAGACAUUUAUGAAUGCUUUUGUAAUUUAUUUAUACUAUUACAAUGUUAUCAUCCUUGAAUGGUAGUU
Molecule: messenger RNA, 2106 nt
Organism: Owenia fusiformis
Lineage: Eukaryota; Metazoa; Annelida; Polychaeta; Sabellida; Oweniidae
Source: the annotation of a GenBank genome assembly